Nicotiana tabacum (common tobacco) is the source of this 482-nucleotide messenger RNA. Lineage: Eukaryota; Viridiplantae; Streptophyta; Magnoliopsida; Solanales; Solanaceae. The record is from RefSeq and is a predicted model, not a curated record.
CUGAAUCCAAAAGAAACUUUGCUGCUAUUAGUUUUCACAUAAAACUCAAAAGCAAAAUCACAAGCUAACCUAUGGCUUUAUCAAGGAAGUACUGCAAACUUUAUCUGAAACUUGGACUUACAUUGGUUCUUUUAUUGUCUCUGGCAUUUCAUCCUUCUCAAUCAGUGAGUAUGGCUAGGAAAAUGGUGAUAGGGUCAAGGCCACCUGGUUGCGUAAACAAGUGCAUGGGUUGCCAGCCAUGCAAGGCAACUGUAAUCAUUUCACCAAGCCAGAAGAUCAAGGGCCAUUAUAAUACAGAUCCAUCUAAAAGACAAGCUGAUGAUGAUAUCUAUUAUCUCCUAGCUUGGAAAUGCAGAUGCAGAGAUCAGCUCUUUCAACCUUGAUAUGAUCCUCCACCCCUCCAAGUUCAGUAGUAAAUUUUCCUAUGGAAAAAAUUUAAAUUAGUAGUGUCAACUAUAUAUGCAUCAUCAACAUCAGAAACA